AUGGCAGCCACACGGAGCGCUGCUCUCAAACUCGAUUGGGCCAAAGUAGCCCAGAGCCUUGGACUUCGCGGCCAAACCGCUGCCUCUCUCCAGGCCUUCAAGAAGCGUAACGACGACGCCCGCCGCAAGGUCCAGGUCUUGUCCGAGACACCUCAGACCGUCGACUUCGCCCACUACCGUAAGGUGCUGAAGAACCAGGCCAUCGUCGACGAGAUCGAACAGCACUUCAAGAACUUCAAGCCAGUCACCUACGAUGUCAACAGACAAUUGAAGGCCAUCGAGGCCUUUGAGGCUCAGGCUGUCAAGAACGCCGAAGAGACCAAGGGUAAAGUUGAGAUGGAAUUGGAGUCUCUGUCGCAGACUCUCGAUAACAUCGAGUCCGCUCGACCAUUCGAGGACCUCACAGUCGAUGAUGUUGCCGCUGCUGCUCCAGAAAUCGACAGAAAGACCGCUCAGUUGGUAUCCAAGGGUAUCUGGAUGCCAGCAGGCUACAAGGGCACGCCGCAACCACGAAUAUUUCGUACAGGGUUACUGAUCUUCUUACUCGAACAGGAGAAAUACGGUGACCUGGCUGUCAUGUAA
Microsporum canis CBS 113480 is the source of this 582-nucleotide messenger RNA. Its product is annotated as ATP synthase D chain. The transcript is spliced from 4 exons. Gene Ontology annotation, molecular function: proton transmembrane transporter activity. The record is from RefSeq and is a predicted model, not a curated record. Gene Ontology annotation, biological process: proton motive force-driven ATP synthesis. NCBI's taxonomy places the organism in Eukaryota, Fungi, Ascomycota, Eurotiomycetes, Onygenales, Arthrodermataceae. The coding region runs from base 1 to 582 and encodes 193 amino acids.